Argentina anserina (silverweed cinquefoil) is the source of this 3023-nucleotide messenger RNA. RefSeq names its product receptor-like protein EIX2. The transcript has 2 exons. Gene Ontology annotation, molecular function: protein binding. The coding region runs from base 11 to 2893 and encodes 960 amino acids. Lineage: Eukaryota; Viridiplantae; Streptophyta; Magnoliopsida; Rosales; Rosaceae. The record is from RefSeq and is a predicted model, not a curated record.
CAAAAUAAUUAUGGAUAUUUAUGUUCACUUCAACCCUAUUUCUCGUCUCAUUCUUCACUUCAUGUUCUUGUUAAUGCUGGCUUUUUCAUGCCUAAACACCAGUACUACUGUUGAGUCAUGCAUGGAGGAAGAGAGACGGGCACUUCUCAUCUUUAAACAAGACCUUAAUGAUUCUUCUGGAAGGCUCUCUUCUUGGGUGGGUCAUCAAUGCUGCUUGUGGAGAGGGAUUACGUGCAACAACCGCACUAGUCGUGUUGUCAGUCUUGAUCUCCGCAAUCCAUAUGCAGUCAUUCUGUAUGAUAAUGAUUGGAACUUCACUCAAUAUGACGAAUCUUGUUUGAGGGGUAAGUUAAAUCCUUCUUUACUUGUCUUGAAACAUUUGAGGUACUUAGACCUAAGUGGAAAUAAUUUUCAAGAGAUUCACAUUCCUAGCUUUUUUGGGGAGCUAACAACCUUGAGGUAUCUCAAUCUUUCAAGUACGUUCUAUAACUAUUCAUUUGUGGGAGAGAUUCCCUCAUCUCUCGGUAACCUCUCAAACUUGAACUAUCUUGAUUUUGGACAUUUUUAUCAAUCUUCUUCUUAUUCCAAAAACUUGAAUUGGCUUUCUCACCUCUCUUCCCUUACAUACCUCAAUCUUGGAGGUGUGAAUCUUAGCAGCACAGGAGUAAGCUGGCUGCAUGCCAUCAACAUGCUUCCUUCACUCUUAGAGUUGCAUUUGUCUUAUUGUUCUAUUGAUGGAAACCAACUUCCACUCUCGCUACCCACUAAUAAUUUAACAUCUCUUUUGGUCCUCGAUAUGUCAGGUAAUGUUAUUAAUUCUCCAUUUCCGAAAUGGAUGUACAAUCUUACUAGUCUUAGAAAACUCGAUCUAGCAGAGAAUCCUUUCAGUCUCCCCCCCUCUAUUAAUGAGCUCGUAAGACUAAAAGCGCUAGAGCACCUUGACUUGGGAUAUACCGGACUGAAAGGUCAAUUACUCUCCUUUGGAAAUUUAUGCAAGCUAAAGUCAUUAGAUCUGUCCUCUAACGAAUUUGAAGGGGGGGUGGAAGAGUUUUUGAGUGGGUUUUCAAAUUGUUCAUUUAAUAGAAUGGAGUCACUAGAUUUGUCUUGGUGUGGGCUGGAAGGAAAUUUGUCUAGUUCAUUAGGAAUGCUGAAAAACCUCCAACAUCUUGAUCUCAGCGGCAACUCUUUUCGGGGAUCCAUUCCUGAAUACUUUAUCGGCAACUUAUCAGCAUCCGUCAAGACAUUGUCCUUGGGUUAUAGUGAGCUAGUUGGAUCCCUUCCUCAAAAUUUGGGACGGCUCAAUGAGCUAGUUGACCUUGAUCUUUCUGAUAAUUUAUGGGAAGGUAGUUUAACGGAAGCCCAUUUCAUGAAUCUCACGAGAUUAGAGAGACUGUACUUGAGCACAACCCGACCUGAUCCCAUCGUUUUCAAUUUGACUGAUUAUGAAUGGAUUCCUCCUUUCCACCUCCGUGUGCUUGACCUGGAGAAUUGCCGAGUAGGUCCUGGCUUCCCUCUAUGGCUUCAAUCGCAAACCCAGCUCUCAAGAGUCGGUCUUAUCAAUGCUGGAAUAUCAGGUGCAAUACCAGAGGAAUGGUUGUCUAGUAUCUCUUCCCAAAUCCAAGCUUUGGAUUUAUCUCACAAUCAAAUAAGCGGAAAGCUUCCUUUCCUAUUCAAUUUCCCAUAUCUGUUCAGCAUCGAUUUCAGCCACAAUCAAUUUGACGGCACCAUUCCAUCAUCUAUCUGCAGCAAUAUUCCAACUCUAUGGGAAUUUUCUCUGGAUAACAAUCAGUUAUCCGGAGAAUUUCCGAAAGAAUGGAGUUUGUGGAGCGACAUAGUAUAUGUGGACGUCUCAAACAACAGUCUGUCUGGUAAUAUUCCGACCUCGAUGGGUGUUCCAAGUUCUCUACUAGUACUGAAGGCAGGCAACAAUCAUUUUAGCGGAGAAAUUCCUUCUGCGUUCCAAAAUUGCUCAUCUUUGGAGAGACUUGAUCUUGGAGGAAACAAGUUCACUGGAAGCAUACCUUCUUGGAUUGGAUCAAAAUUAUCUGGAUUGAAUCUGCUACAAUUGCGAUCAAACUCUUUAAGUGGACAUAUUCCUCCCCAAUUGUGCAAUCUUCCAUCCCUUCAGAUCCUAGAUCUUAGCCACAAUAGAUUGUCAGGAACUAUUCCCAGGUGUUUGAAUAAUUUGACUGCUCUACUCUCUAGUGGUUCAAGUGGCUGGGUAUCUUAUGGUGUUGGAACUGAGGUAACAACCGUGACAACAAAAGGAAGAGAAAGUGAAUACUUCGAAGGAAAUGCAGGUCUUUUAACCAUUAUUGAUCUUUCGUCAAAUGAGUUAGAAGAUGAAAUUCCUGAAGAAGUAAGCAGUCUCACUGCAUUGGGUACUUUGAAUUUGUCCAUGAAUCAAUUGAGUGGAAAUAUCCCCUUUAAUAUUGGAAACUUGUUCCAUCUCGAAACACUUGACCUCUCCCAGAACCAGCUCUCAGGGAACAUUCCUCAAAGUCUCUCAAAUCUGACCUUCCUGUCUCACCUGAACUUGUCUCGCAACAAGUUGACCGGAAGGAUCCCUUCGGGCAGCCAACUCCAGACGCUCGAAGAUCCAUCCAUUUAUGAGGCCAAUCCUUCACUUUGUGGAUCUCCACUUCCAAAAUGCCCUGAAGACAACAUGCAUGAGCCUCAUGCAGAUGACAAUAAAGAUCACGAGGAUGAUGACAAUAAGCUUGGUUUCUAUACCAGUGCGGUGCUUGGCUUUAUCAUUGGCUUCUGGAGUGUUUGCGGCACACUGAUACUGAAGAAGUCAUGGAGGUAUGCGUACUUUCAAUUCUUUGAUCACAUUAAAGAGAAAGUAGCACUGGCAAUUUCCUUGAGAGUAGCUCGUCUCCAAAGAUGGUGAUCGGAGAGAGAUACAAUAGGGCUGCUGAUCGAUUUACAAUCUGUUGUAGCUAUGUAGAAUAAUGUAAGAUUCGAAGUUGGUGUUGUUAUUUUGAUAACGGCAUCAAGAUUCAUCUGCGAUGCUUUUGUUA